GCCCUGCGUGGAGCGAGCGGCGGUCCGGGCGGGAAAUGCGAGCGGCUCCGCUAUGGCGAAAGUGUGGCAGCAGCCGUUGCUCAACGUCUUCAGACACUUCAAAGUGGGCGAGUGGAAGCGGUCCACGAAGGAAGGCGACGUGGCUCCUGUGACAGAUAAGACUCUCCAGUGCACCGUGUACCGCAUCCAGGGCUCUGUCUCUGCCAGCAAUUACCUUCAGCUCCCCAAGACCAGCACCCAGUCCCUAGGGCUGACGGGGCGGUACCUGUACGUGCUCUUCAGGCCCCUGCCCCCCAAGCACUUCGUCAUUCACCUGGACGUAGCCACUGAGGACAGCCGGGUCAUCCGUGUGUCCUUCUCCAGCCUCUUCAAGGAGUUCAAGUCUACGGCCACGUGGCUUCAGUUUCCCUUCAUCUGUGAGGCCGGGCCUAGGAAAGACCUGGCUGGCGUUGCCCCCUCGGGUGCCCGCUGGACGUGCCUGCAGCUGGACCUGCGGGACACCCUCCUGGUCUACCUGAACCGGAGGUACGGCCAUCUCAAGAGCGUCAGGCUGUGCGCCAGUCUGCUCGUCAAGAACCUCUACACCAGCGAUUUGUGCUUUGACCCUGCCGUCACCACUGUGGAGGCCCAGCGGGCAAAGCUGUCUGUCACUCCUGUACCUCGAGAAAUGGCGUUCCCGGUGCCUAAGGGGGAGAGCUGGCAUGAGCACUACGUCCACAUCCGGUUUCCAAGUGUCAGCUCCAGAGCAUCUUCUGAGCCGGCUCAGAAGAGCCGUUCCCCUCCUGAGUCAGUUUUUCGGGGGCACGUGCUGGAGCUUCUCCCUCACCCGGUGGCUUUCAGUAAUCCCUUCCCAGACAGCGUGUCCCCAGUGGCCCGGAUGUUUGGCCCCACAGCCUCUCGCCAGGCCUCGUCCGUGCCCAGGCCCCUCCCAGAGGUCCGCUUGUUCCGUGAGCACUCGGAGGUCUGCGGUGAGAAUGGCCCCGGUGACCAUAGCCAGGAGCCCUCGGCCAGGGCACAGGUCACUAACAAGCACGCCGCUGGCAACAGCACUCACACGUCUUCCCUGGAGUUGGCCACGGUGCCGGUGGCCCUGAGCAAGCGUCCAGGCAGAAAGCAGAGCAGUCGGGACACGGCUUCGGGCGACACUGUCUUCCAACGAAGAAGCUUUCUCCCGGAUCCCAUACUGAGGCUCAAGGGAGUCAUCGGCUUUGGGGGCCACAGUACCAAAUGGGCCGUGUGGACCAAGGACGGGGCUGCGGUGGUGUACCCCUGCCACGCCGUCAUCGUCGUCCUAUGCGUGGACACCCGGGAGCAGCGCUUCUUUCUGGGCCAUACUGACAAGGUUUCUGCCCUGGCGCUGGAUGGGAGCAGCUCACUGCUGGCCUCAGCCCAGGCCGGGCCCGCGAGCAUGCUGCGCCUGUGGGACUUCCAGACCAGGGGGUGCCUGUCCCUGUCCCGGAGCCCGGUGCACACCCUCUGCUCCCUUAGUUUCUCCAGCAGCGGGGUGCUGCUCUGCGGCGUCGGCAAGGACCCCCACGGGAGAACGGUGGUGGUGGCCUGGGGCACAGAGCGGGUGGGACGAGGCGGUGAGGCCGUCCUUCUGGCAAAGACGUACACCGGUGUCGACGUCCAGGCAUUUAAGGUUGCCUUUUUCGAUGAAGCCAGGAUGGCCUCGUGCGGCCAGGGCAGUGUGCGGCUGUGGCGGCUGCGCGGCGGGGAGCUGCGUUCCUGCCCCGUGGACUUGGGGGCGCACCGCGUGCUGGAGUUGACUGACCUGGCCUUCGGGCAGGCCCAGGACGCCCGCACGCUCUACGUGUGCAGCCGCAGUGGCCACGUCCUGGAAAUUGACCACCAGCGCAUGACCGUGCGGCAUGCUCGCCUCCUGCUGCCCGCACAGGCCCCUGGCAGCCCCCUCUCACAGAAGCAGACCUCAGGCGCCGGUAGGUGGACCCCUGCCACACGGGGGGAGCAGUCCCGAUGCUUUGGGCUGACGCCGCCCACUCCUCUAGGCCCUGGCAUUUCCAUCAGCAGCCUCAGCGUCUCCCAGACGACGUGUGCCGUGGGCUCUGACGACGGCUACCUGCGCCUCUGGCCCCUGGACUUCUCCUCCGUGCUCCUAGAGGCAGAGCACGAGGGCCCCGUCACUUUGGUGUGCGUCAGCCCUGAUGGUCUGCGUGUGCUGUCCGCCACCUCCUCGGGCCACCUGGGCUUCCUGGACGUCCCGUCCCGGGAAUACAACAUGCUGACUCGUUCCCACGCCGCGCCGGUGCUGGGCCUGGCCACCGAGCACAGCCGCGGGCAGCUGGCCACCGUGUCCCAAGACCACACUGUCCGCGUCUGGGACCUGGCGACCCUGCAGCAGCUGUAUGACUUGAGGUCCCCGGAGGAGACCCCCCGCACCAUUGCCUUCCACCCGACACGGCCGGCCUUGUUCUGCGGCUUUGGCAGCGGGGCCGUCCGCUCCUUCAGCCUGGAGGCCGCCCAGGUUCCCGUGCAGCACAGGUGUCACCGAGGGGCGGUCACCGGCCUGGCCGUCAGCCCCGACGGCAGCUUCCUGUUCAGCUCCUGCUCCUGGGGCACCUUGGCCCAGUACCGCUGCUCCGCCGCCCAGUGCCGCAUCCUGCGGGUGACAGACGACAUGGUGUGCCGGGAUGCCCACCCGACCCCCAAUGCCCUGGUGGUUAGUGGGGACAGCCGCCUGCUGGCUUUCGUGGGCCCCUCCAAGUACGUGGUGACCGUCGUGAACACAGCCUCAUUGGAGGAGCUGCUGCGAGUUGAUGUCAGUGCCCUAGCCCUGGCCAGCAGCCGCCUGGCCUCGGCAGUGGCCGUCUGCUUUGGCCCCGUACCCCCAGGCCACCUCCUGGUGUCGACGUCGUCCAACACGGUGGUGGUGCUGGAUGCCGCGUCAGGCUGCCUGGUCCGGGAGCUGUCGGGUGUCCACCCUGUGGCCUGCCCCUCCCUGGCGCUCAGCAGGGAUGCCCGCUUCCUGCUAACAGCCGCUGACCGGGCCAUCAAGGUGUGGGACUACGCGGCGAAGGCCAGCCCCGGCCAUCAGGUCUACAUCGGCCACUCAGAGCCCGUGCGCGCUGUGGCCUUCGCCCCUGACCAGCAGCAGCUCCUCAGUGUGGCAGAUGCCAUCUUCGUCUGGGACAUUCUGGGUGCCCCUGAGAGCUCACCCCCGGGAAGUGCCAGAGACUCGCCUGGGGUGCCCCCGACCUGUGAGGCUAGCCCGGGCGAGAGGCAGCUGGAGGACACAGAGUCUGGGGCCAGCGGGCUCCCCCGGCAGCAGGUGCCUGUGCCGUCCCAGGCUGCCCCACUCUGGCUAGGCCUCCGUGCUGGACCCCUCGAGGGUGGUGACGGUGCUUUCUCCACAUCAGAUGAAGAAGGACCCUCAGAGGAGAGCCACAUCCCUGAGGGGCUCCAUCAGGCCUCAGGCCUGCCCAUGCUGGUGAAAGAGGCCAGCGGGGCUGGAGAUGGGGCCUGGGGGGCUCCCGGGGGCCCCUGGGGCUUCAGCAUGCGUCCCCACCCCCGUGGCUGUGCCACUGCUCGGAGCACCUCAGCAGCCCAGGCCCGUCCGCCCGCCCGCCCAGACUGCUACAGGCACUUCGUGGCUCGCUACAAGUCGCCCCUGCUGGUCAAGAGCACCUCCGUCCCCGGUGCCCGCACUGAGCGUCUGCUCCUCAAGGCCGUCGUGGGCUACAAUGGGAACGGACGGGCCAAUGUGGCCUGGAAGCCAGACACAGGCUUCUUCGCCUACACAUGUGGCUGCCUGGUGGUGGUGGAGGACCUGCAUUCAGGUGCCCAGCGGCACUGGCUCGGCCACCCCGAGGAGGUCUCCACGCUGGCCCUCAGCCAUGAUGCUCAGAUCCUGGCCUCUGCCUCAGGCUGCGGCAACACAGCCUCCCGCUGCCAGAUCCGCAUCUGGGACGUGCCCGGGGGCUCCUGCCGGCGGCUCAUCUCUUACCACAACACCGCGGUGCAAGCCCUGGCUUUUUCGCCCGAUGACGCGCUUCUCGUCACGCUGGGGGACUAUGGUGACUGCACCCUGGCCCUGUGGAGCAUGGCCACCUAUGAGCUCCUGUCCUCCGUCCGCCUGCCGGAGCCAGCGCACGACGUGGCCUUCAACCCCAGGGAGGCCGGCGAGCUCGCCUGCGUGGGCCAAGGUGCCAUCACCUCGUGGCUCCUGCAGCAGCGUGGGGCCAGCGUCCGCUCCCAGGCGCACCGGGAGCCCAUCCCUGAGGAGCUGGGGGCGGGCGAGCUGACCUCGCUCUGCUAUGGGGACGCACCGCUGCUCUACUGCGGCUCCAAUGCCGGCCAGGUGUGUGUCUGGGACACAUGUGCCAGCUGCUGCUUCCUGGCCUGGGAGGCGGACGACGGCGAGAUAGGAGUGCUGCUGUGCUCGGGCGCUUGGCUGGUCAGCGGCAGCAACAGCAGGCGGCUCCGUCUGUGGGCGGUGGGGGCCGUGCCGGAGCUGAGGCGCAAGGGCGCCCGCGCCAGGUCUAGCUCCGUGUUCAUGGAGCGCGAGCUGACCUUGGAUGGGGCCAUCGUGAGUGCGGUGUUCCACGACAGCAUGGACAUGGGCGUGGCAGGCACCACGGCGGGCACACUCUGGUACGUCAGCUGGGCUGAGGGCACCAGCACCCGCCUCAUCAGUGGCCACAGGAGCAAGGUGAACGAGGUGGUUUUCAGCCCCAGUGCGUCCCACUGGGCCACGUGCAGUGACGACGGGAGCGUCAGAGUGUGGUCCCUGGCCAGCAUGGAGCUCCUGGUCCAGUUCCAGGUGCUGAACCAGAGCUGCCUGUGCCUGGCCUGGAGCCCUCUGUCAUGCAGACGCCCCGAGGAGCAGCAGGUGGUGGCAGGCUACAGCGAUGGCACGCUGCGCGUCUUCAGCGUCUCCCGCAUUGCUAUGGAACUUAAGAUGCACCCCCACCGGGUGGCGCUGACAGCCAUUGCCUUCUCUGCCGAUGGUCAGACCGUCCUCUCUGGAGACAAGGAUGGGCUUGUGGCUGUGAGCCGCCCCCGCACGGGGAUGACCUUCCACGUACUGAGUGACCACCAGGGCGCUCCGAUCUCCACCAUCCAGAGCACACACAAAGAGUACGGAGACUUAGGGGCAGAGGGUGCCGACCUGUGGCUGGCCGCCAGCUCAGACCAGCGAGUCAGCAUCUGGGUCUCCGACUGGUCACGUGGCCACUGUGAGCUCUUGGACUGGCUGAGCUCCCCCUCGCCUGCCCUCACGGAGUUUCCCAGCCAUCCACCGCCCUCUCUUGCUGCCUUCUGCCCCUGGGAUGCGGCACUGCUGGUGUGUGCGGGCCUCGGCGUGCAUCCAGAGGUGGCCUUCUACAGCCUCCGCCAGAAGCAGGUGGUGGAGAAGAUCUCGCUUCCUUUCUUUGCCGUGUCCCUGAGCCUGUCCCCUGGAGCCCACCUCAUGGCCAUUGGCUUUGCUGAGCGAAUGCUGAGGCUGGUGGACUGUGCGUCGGGGGCCGUGCAGGACUUUGCUGGGCAUGACGACUUGGUGCAGCUCUGCAGAUUCGCCUCAUCUGCCCGGCUGCUCUUCUCAGUGGCCCACAGUGAGAUCCUGGUGUGGGAAGUCACAGGCCACCGGGCCACAGAGGAGUCACUGGGCUCCGGGCCCCGACUGGCCUGGUGGAGAAGCUGAGCUGUUCCAGGGCCUCCUGAUGAGCCACGAUGGCUUCUAGGCCGGGUGUCUCCACAUCAGAUGGACCUGAGGCUGUAAAUCAACCUGAGCUUAACAGAAAGGGCUCUAGAAUUGAGGGCUUUUCUAUGCCUCUGCCCUGUGAAGUUCAAAUAAACGUGGGUGUUGCAUUCUGG
Molecule: messenger RNA, 5832 nt
Organism: Hyaena hyaena (striped hyena)
Lineage: Eukaryota; Metazoa; Chordata; Mammalia; Carnivora; Hyaenidae
Gene: WDR90
Product: WD repeat domain 90
Exons: 42
Coding region: 53-5659 (1868 amino acids)
Cellular component (GO): centriole
Molecular function (GO): protein binding
Source: RefSeq, a predicted model, not a curated record